Molecule: messenger RNA, 672 nt
Organism: Oryza sativa Japonica Group (Japanese rice)
Lineage: Eukaryota; Viridiplantae; Streptophyta; Magnoliopsida; Poales; Poaceae
Source: RefSeq, a predicted model, not a curated record
CCACAGAUAAACGGAGAAACGAGAAAUCGGGUAAAGCUCGGCUCGGCUCGGAGACAAAUACAUAAAGCCGGGCGGGACACGGCGGGUGGACGAACGAGCAUGAGCAGCAAGCGGUGACAGAGCAGAUCACGCGAGCUUGUCGCCAAGGGGGGGAGGAAGAGAAGUGAGAAAUCCGCGCCAAGAAGCGAGAGAGGUCCGCAGCUGGUGUCGUCUGGUGCUGCGGGUAUCGUCGCUGCCAUGGCGGAUCAGUCGAACAACAUGAUCAUCGAGGAGGUCAACAAGGGCCUGAACCCUGGAACGAUAGUCCUUCUUGUGGUUGCAACUCUCCUGAUUCUUUUCUUUGUUGGAAACUAUGCGCUCUACAUGUAUGCUCAGAAGACGCUUCCUCCUCGGAAGAAGAAGCCAGUCUCCAAGAAGAAGCUGAAGAGGGAAAAGCUGAAGCAGGGGGUUUCUGCACCCGGAGAGUGAAGAGAUUCGUCAGUUUACCAAUGUUACUGAUUUUAUCCUGAGCUUCUUUUGCAUGAUAAGAAUUAUCAGCUGGAGCGGCAGUGUUUACAGUAACUAUGUUAUGUAGAAGCUUUGUCCUAAGUGGUUUACAUUUGUAUUAGACGCCUUAUUUGAGCAAUCUGUUGAACAGCACUGCAAAUUGAGCCCUUCUUUUGGUUUUGUUUC